AACUUAACAAAACGGGCGUUGAAACGGUCGCUCUAGUAAUAGUGCCCUAUUAGUGCCACCACGUUCCAGCCGCUGUCGUUUGCGUGUCCCCGUGCUCCAUCCAGAGCGUCCUUAGUGCGAAAACGUCCGGCAGUGCCGUACAGCCGCCAGCUACACGCCGACGUCAUUCCGACAUUUCCAGACUGCCUUCAGCGCCGCCCAGGAAAAUCAACCCAUCGCUCCCGGUUGACCACACCACCUGGCCAGCAACCCCCAGGCAUUGGCCGCUCCGCCGCCCACAACUAACGCAGGCCCCCAAGCCCUGCGAUUUGGUCCUUCGUCGCCUCCUUUUGACACCAGCCCGCAACACUCCAGGCGGAUCAUCAUCAUCAACCACAUAAGUACCCAAAGCCCAAAUCAAGCCGCGUGAAUGGAUUCAGCACCCACACCAGCACCAAGAACUUCACUCCGCUCGCAGGUGUUUGUGGCCGCUAGCGACCGCGGGGGGCGCCCAAGCCCUGAUUAUCAGAAGUGCCGAGUUUGCGCGCGUCACCACGCGCUACGAACAUGCCCGCUCUUUAGAAGGAUGCAGCCAGCGCAGCGGUACUUGUUGGCGCGGGCCCAUAACUACUGCACCAACUGUCUGGCACUGUCGCACGCUACCAGCGAAUGCACAUCCCAGAUCACGUGCAGGAUAUGUGCACUGCCGCACCACACGAUGCUUCAUCGGGCCCCGCCGCCACCACAGCCACAUCGCCGUACCACCGCACCUCCAACUCAAACACCUCCGACACCGGCCUCCCGCUCAAACGCUCGCGAUCGUCGCAACCCACCUACCCAGGCCGCUACCCAUCGCUACAAUCCGACUGCAGCCACCAUUCCACAACCACGCACCGUCAAACGUUCGGCAACAGGGCUCCAUACCGCUGCAUUCCGAGAAAAGAUGGCAAAUCGGCUUAUGGAUGAGGCCAUUAGAGCGCUGGAGCAGUUGAAAGUGGCACUAGCCGUCUAGCGCGCCUAGGCGGGGCAGGAUGUUCAAGUGAGUGACUAGCGCACGCACACCGCAUUAACCAUUUGUAUUUAUUGAAUUAGCUAGACUUGAAAUAUUUCUACGAAUUGUAACUUUUGAACUCAUAAAAAUUAACUCGCACCGUGAAAACCCCUAUCAGCCAACCGGGUAGUUGGCAACGCGUGCGCUACUCGCUCACUUGAACGAUCACCAGCUGUCAAAACAACAUAUCUAUAGACAUACUUCAUAUCUAUCUCGUGGACGGAUCAGAGGAGAAAUUGUAUUGUUAAGAAUUUUGUAUUUUUUGCCGGUAUACUUACCUUCCGCAUCUUCGGUCUGCCCGAAAAUUUGUAACUCGAAGCAAAAUUAAUGAACGCGAAUUGAAUACGAACCAAAUAAACCUGCGUUGUUCUCAAACUAAAUUGAAAUCAGUUCGGUGUUUUUAUUUCGUUGAGCCAACUUAUUAUUAUUUCGUUUACCCCAACUUAACCAAACGGGCGUUGAAACGGUCGCUCUAGUAAUAGUGCCCUAUUAGUGCCACCACGUUCCAGCCGCUGUCGUUUGCGUGUCCCCGUGCUCCAUCCAGAGCGUCCUUAGUGCGAAAACGUCCGGCAGUGCCGUACAGCCGCCAGCUACACGCCGACGUCAUUCCGACAUUUCCAGACUGCCUUCAGCGCCGCCCAGGAAAAUCAACCCAUCGCUCCCGGUUGACCACACCACCUGGCCAGCAACCCCCAGGCAUUGGCCGCUCCGCCGCCCACAACUAACGCAGGCCCCCAAGC
Molecule: messenger RNA, 1770 nt
Organism: Rhagoletis zephyria (snowberry fruit fly)
Lineage: Eukaryota; Metazoa; Arthropoda; Insecta; Diptera; Tephritidae
Source: RefSeq, a predicted model, not a curated record